CCGGGAUGCGGCGGCUGCUGCUGAGGGCGGCGCGGGCCGGGGUCCCGCUGCUGCUGCGGGGGCGUCCCGCUCACCCAGGCAAAGCCCGGCCGAGCCACAGCGAGCCGCGGGGCCGGGAUGGACGCGGCCAGGAGGAGGAGGAGGAGGAGAUGGGAGGGUGGCAGCAGCUGUACCCCGGGCACAUCCCCACCAGCCCGCUGCAGAAGGCGCUGCUGGCCGCCGGCUCCGCGGUCAUGGCGCUCUAUGACCCCUACAGACACGACAUGGUGGCAGUGCUUGGGGAGACCACGGGCUGCCUGGCCCUGCCAAACCUGCGAGACAAGAUGAAAAACCACCCUGAAGGUUACCGCAUCCUCCAGGAACGGCCUCGCAUCCGUCUGUCCACCCUGGACAUGGCCAGGCUGCAGGGGCUGCCGGAGGGCUCGCUGGGCCGGGAGUAUGUCCGGUUCCUGGAGGACAACAAAGUUUCUCCAGACACGCGGAUGCCGGCCAAGUUUGUGGAUGAUGAGGAGCUGGCGUACGUGAUCCAGCGGUACCGGGAAGUGCACGACCUGAUGCACACCCUCCUGGGCAUGCCAACCAACAUGCUGGGUGAGGUGGUGGUGAAGUGGUUUGAAGCCAUCCAGACGGGGCUGCCCAUGUGUGUCCUGGGAGCAGCGUUCGGCCCUGCCCGCCUCAGCUCACGAAAGCUGCAGGUCCUGGCCACCGAGCUGGUCCCCUGGGCGAUUCGGAGCGGGCUCAACUCCAGCUGUGUCCUGAACGUGUACUACGAGCAGCGCUGGGAGCAGCCGGUGGAGUCCCUGCGGGCGGAGCUCGGCAUCCUCCCUCCCCCGGCCGUCCGGGUGUGAGAGCUCCUGUGGGACGGCCUGGGGGAUCCCUGCUGGCAGCUCCAAACCCUCCUGCCCUGCCCGCAGCACAGCGUGGUGGCUGCAGCUCUUCCACCAGGGGCCCGAGGGCUGUGUUUCCUCCUGCCAAGAGCUGGCUCCAGCCUGUUGGUAGAGGCCAGCUGGCAUCUCCCUGGGCUGUGGCAAAAACUCGACCUGUUUGUGAUUUUGGCUGAGGGAUGUCAAGGUCAGAUGUGCCUUUGCCAGCUGGUCUGGCUGCUCAGCUCUCCCAGCAGCAGCGUUCCAGUACUGAUGCUCCCAAGUGCUGGGAUGGGGAGGGAGCACACUGCAGCAAAUGGAUGCCUUGGCCUUCUGCAGCCCCAGGGCUGUGCAGGUAAAUCCUUCCUCC
Melozone crissalis (California towhee) is the source of this 1233-nucleotide messenger RNA. RefSeq names its product coenzyme Q4 (gene COQ4). The coding region runs from base 6 to 848 and encodes 280 amino acids. Gene Ontology annotation, biological process: ubiquinone biosynthetic process. The record is from RefSeq and is a predicted model, not a curated record. Lineage: Eukaryota; Metazoa; Chordata; Aves; Passeriformes; Passerellidae. The transcript has 7 exons. Gene Ontology annotation, cellular component: mitochondrion; mitochondrial inner membrane.